CUCAGUCAGUGUGGGAAACUUGAAGAUUCGUUUGCAUCUGGGAAGUAGAUUCUGUUGUGCGUUGAGUUUUGUGCAAAAUUUUCAAAUAAAAACCUUCACCACUGCAUCAUCAAGGUAACUGAUUCCAAACAACAAAUACAACACAAUUUGUGCGUCUCGAAUGCAGGUGCGUUUGGAUGGGGAAACGGAUCUGGUGGAAACUGUGGACGACUGUGACGAGCCAAAUUGCGUCUCUUUCGAAUCAGUUUAGAGGAAGCGAUGGAAACGGCAGCAGAAGCUGAUCCAGACACCUCCGGGGGUUCAGCCAACCUGUUUGAGGAAGAGCUGGUUCAAGUUCAACCCAGAUCCACUACGGAUGGCGUGGAGAGUGUAGCCCGAUCAAGCGAGGAAGUAGAGGUUUUGGAGCAAUCGGAAGAAGAUUUCUACGUUCCAGCGGAUGUAGUUCCCGUAGGGUCGGAACCUCCUGAAGAUGUAGCUCAAGAGCAAGGCGCUGCUAUGUUCAUCAAUCAACCGACGAUAAAUAUGGAAAUCGAUCUGGCCCGAGUUCAACAGCCUAGCUUUAUGUCGCCUGUGGUGAUUUUGAACAGCAGUUUGAUGGUGGAACCCGUUCCGGAAGUGCAAGCGACAAUAGAAAUUCUGGAGGAUGAUAGUGAACGAGGCGAUGAGGACGAAGGGAGCAGUGCAGCAGCAGCAGUUUCAGCUGCUACAACGGCUGCAAUGAUGGAAAGUCCGAUUGUGCUGAUCGAGGAUACAUUGCGAAUGGGAGGACACGGUCAAGAGCCCCAAGCUGGACCGUCUACUUCGAGGAAUCUUACGGAAACACCGCGAGGUCGUAAACGGCGACGGACGUUGACCCCUCAGAAACCAGCAGCUCCACCGUCGUCCAGUGCCGCCGAUCAGCAGUACGAGGAUGACGAUGACGGAACGAUCUGUUCCAUUUGCUUGGACAGCUGGACCUUGACCGGCGAACAUCGGUUGGUAUCGCUGAAAUGUGGUCACCUCUUCGGAUACAUGUGCAUCAAACGCUGGCUUCAGGACAAUCCGAUGCAGAGCCGUUCCUGUGCGACGUGUAAAACCAAGGCACACCUCAGAGAUAUUCGGCAUCUGUAUGCCAAGGCGGUCAAAGCGUUGGACAAUUCCGAAGAAAUGCGGCUGAGGCAUCAGGUGGAAGAGGAAAAAAUGAAAGUAAGUAAGUUAGCCGUUGAGCUGCAGGUGGCCAGUAUGGAGCUAGAACUGCAGAGGACGCUAGCAAACGAAUUGCGGCUAAAGCUGAAAGAUUACGAACAACGAGGAGAGCUGAGAACGAACGCUUCCCUGAUGGGAGAAGUUACGAGUGUCGCUAAAGCGUUACGGAACUACAAAAUUGCGUUGGAUAAGACAAUGGACCUAUGUCGGGAGCCAGGUUGCCGGGUAAUGGCAUACGGCAGCAAAAGACACCACCUGUUGAUCUCACAGAAAUCUACCCAGAAUCUGUUUCCCGGCUAUUCGAUCAAGUUCAUCGACAUACCAGCAUUCCAGCAUUCGUCGGUGCUUCACAUUUCCGGUAAGAUGAUACGAGAUAUCAGUAUUGACGUCGAGGACGAACUAUUUACGGCUGCCACCAGCGAACGGUGCGUGAAGCUGUUUUCGUUUAACAGUCGAUCGGUUGUUACUUUCAUGCCCUCCGAUGCGAACGUGUGGUCCUGUGCCUUCGAUCGGGAGAGAAGCAAAUUCCUGUACCUAGGCACCCAAUCUGGCGCGGUGUACGUAUAUGACAUCCGAAACAGCAGUCACUACGUGGAAGAGUUCCGAACAGAGGGCGAUUGCUCUCCUAUAAUCAACAUCUGCCCGGUGUCAUCAAGUAGUUCCAUUCCCUUCGGUGGCUUCCUCGUGUGUAAGUUGACAUCUUGCUGGUUCUUCGAGUACACCGCGGCCCAGAGGGUCGAAUCCACUCGAUUGAACGUAGAUGGUCCGUUUACUGCCAUGAACUAUUCCGAAAAGACUGGCUACAUUAUGCUGACCACCCGACCGAGCAGUCGCCAUUCGAGAGCACGCUACAUCCUUGCCAGCCUGGUUAAACUGGACUCCAUAUGUGCGCUGCAUAUUGUUCAUACCAUCGCGGGUUCUUCGGUUGAGCCCAACAUGGUUCGUAGUGCUCAAAUCAGCUUAGACAAGAACAACACUGUGAUGGCGGCAUACCUGCAGGACGACCGCCAGCUUGCGACCUGGAGUGCUAGCAAGGACAACGAACGCCUGCAAAGUCUUCCGGUGUCCGAUGUCCUGUGGGAUCUGUGUCCAAUCUACGAAUCGAACCAGAUCUUCCUGGCAGCACUGUCGGACAGCAAGUGCCGAGUGUACAGGGCCUAUUCUGAUUAGUAGUGGUUAGGAUGAGACGCGGCGACGGGCGCAUGUAAGUACAAUAAAACGAUUGUGUUGUUGAGUUUAAUGAUACGGGGAGCGCAAAAUGGUGAACUUUCGAAAGGUUUCCCGUUUGGUUCGCCUGUUAUUGUCCGUGUCCGUGCGUAUUAACUGUAUAAUAUAGUCUUCACGAAAUAAAAUGUACCAAAUCCACGAUGACCACUGUUGCUAGGUUAGUUGAGUGAUUUUUUUUAAAUGAUAAACUGCAUUCGUACAAAUAAAAGCCAUCAAUACGAGUACGUGCUUAUA
This is a messenger RNA of Ochlerotatus camptorhynchus, 2646 nucleotides long. RefSeq names its product mutagen-sensitive 302 (gene mus302). The coding region runs from base 259 to 2355 and encodes 698 amino acids. Gene Ontology annotation, molecular function: ubiquitin-protein transferase activity; protein binding. The transcript has 3 exons. Lineage: Eukaryota; Metazoa; Arthropoda; Insecta; Diptera; Culicidae. Gene Ontology annotation, cellular component: nucleus. Gene Ontology annotation, biological process: protein ubiquitination; interstrand cross-link repair. The record is from RefSeq and is a predicted model, not a curated record.